AGUAGGCAAAACACACGAACGUUUUCGACAAGUUCAUUAUUGGAGACGCGCUGGAACAAACUAGGCAAAAACGCAUGUAAAAUCUACCGGUUUUACGACAAAAAUAUCUAUCUUAAAUUACCUUUAUGGCAUUGCUACAAGCACCGGACGAAUUUGACAUUCUUUCAGGCGACGAAUUUGUGAUUUUAACGGGAAAUGAUGAUGUUUCUUCGCCACCAUUUAAAAAACAUAAACGAGUACACUGGUCCCAGGAUCUUGUGGAGAUAAUUUACUUUGUACCUACGCAAAGCAACCCAGUAUUACCUCCGUUUUCAGAAUACUACGGCAGCCCAAAGUUCAGGAGAAAGAAAAAACAGGAAACCGCGAAUUCAUUGACGCGAAGCGCGGGGCAAAUUAGCACGGUGAUGGUUAUGCGAGGGCUUCAGUUCAUAACGAGACAACUGAACGAUUUAUCCGUGGGAAGCAGCUUAUCCGAUGAUCGCUCACGGAAAUGGGAUGAUCUGCUGCAGCUCUACAUGAUAAGAGAAAGACUUAAGGACGAGAAAGACGACUGGGUGUAACCCGAGCAAUGAUCAACAGCAAUCGAACUGAAAAAUAAUAAAGCAACGCAGACCAGGGUGGAGCACAGAUGACAAAGUAAAGAAAAUAUCAAAGUCCCAAUGAAGAAAUGGAGCGAAAACGCUUCUCCUUUUAGAAAAGAUGGCGAGAAAACGAUUAUCAACUGGUUACUAUGAACGCCUUCGUGAAAGGAGAGAGUAAAAGCUAAGAAAAUAGACCACGAAUAGCGAAGAUUUCAGGAUAGUUUUAGAGCUAAACAAACAGACUAGUAUGAGGAAGAUGUUAUUACGAUUACGUCUGGCUUCGUCUUCGGAGAACAACCUGCUAUUAAAUGUGCGAACGUCAGGUUUACACAAAUUAGCUUGGCUGAUGCAUUAUUGUGAAUAAUGUACAUGUAUGACGAAGAAGCGAGUUGAGACAUACUGGGGAAAUGGCAGCUCGCGUAAAGGACCUCAAGUAAUUAUUUUGCGGUAUCAUUUUUUUGGUGACCGGCCAGUUUAAGUUGUUGUCUGUGAACGAUUUUGAGCAGGAAAGUCCCUCUGACUGACGAGCAACAGAACAACGU
Messenger RNA from Porites lobata, 1123 nucleotides. NCBI's taxonomy places the organism in Eukaryota, Metazoa, Cnidaria, Anthozoa, Scleractinia, Poritidae. The record is from the annotation of a GenBank genome assembly.